Molecule: messenger RNA, 1656 nt
Organism: Nematocida parisii ERTm1
Lineage: Eukaryota; Fungi; Microsporidia
Exons: 1
Coding region: 1-1656 (551 amino acids)
Molecular function (GO): ATP binding; ATP hydrolysis activity
Source: RefSeq, a predicted model, not a curated record
AUGUCCAGUUAUAAUAAACGUAUACGGGAAAACUAUCUGUCAACUAGAGUAAGCGAUGAAAGAGAGAAGAUGGUCGCACAGAACGCCUUUUCCUUUGAGAAGCUUGCCGGGAUUGAUUUGCAAAAGAAAGAAAUAAUGGAGGCAUUAAAGAUGCCGCUAGAAUACUAUAAGUGCUAUGAGCGCAUAGGGGUAGAGCCUGCCAGUGGCAUCCUAAUCAGUGGGCCAUGCGGGUGCGGGAAAACUGUAUUUGCAAAUGCAGCGGCAAAAGAGGCUGGGCUUCCAAUACUUUCGAUUACAAGAAGCGACUUUAUUUCAAAGAGUGGCUCAACAGAGGACAAUGCAUCUGCCAUAUUAGAAAAAGCAGUUUCAUUUUCUCCUGCUAUUAUACUAAUAGAUGACAUAGAUAGGUUCUGUAUGAAAAGAGAAGGCCUAGAGAAUGAAUCAGACAAGCGGGUGGUUCUUCGGGUGGUUGAGUUUAUAAGUAACCUUCCAAAGAAAAUACUCGUUUUGGCCACAGCCACUACAAUUGACGAUGUAGAUCCACUUCUUCGAAGAUCUGGAAGGCUUGAGCGAGAGAUAAAGCUGAUGGUGCCAACAGAGUAUGAGAGACUGCAAAUAAUACAAAAGCUCUUUUCAGGCACCUCACAUGAAAGCCUAAACUAUCAGAUGAUUACAAAAGCCACACCAGGGUAUGUCGGCGCGGACAUUAAAUUACUAGUUACUGAAGCAGGGCAUUCAGCAGUUAAGCGAUUUGUAAGAGAAAAAGAAAACAUCACUGCAGUGAAAAGCACCGAAUCAGAAUGUUCAUUAAUGAUUACGCAGAAUGAUGUAUCUCUAGCGCUAUCAAGAGUGCAGCCGGUUGCAAAGAAAGAAGGAUUCACAACAGCAUCAGAAAUUUCCCUAGAAGACGUAGGGGCUAUGGAGCAUAUAAAGAAGAUUUUAGAAAUGGCAAUUGUACAGCCUUCUCUAUACCCAGAAAGGUUCCUAAAAGUUGGAAUAAAAAGACCGGCCGGUGUUCUUUUGCAUGGGCCUCCUGGAACAGGAAAAACAAUGCUGGCACGAGCUAUAUCCAACAAAACUCACUGUAACUUUAUUUCUGUUAAAGGACCCGAAUUAAUAAGUAUGUACUAUGGAGAAAGCGAAAGAGCUAUUAGAAAGCUUUUUGCAAGAGCAAAGGCAUCCCAGCCGUGUGUAAUAUUUUUUGACGAGAUUGACUCGAUAUGCAGAAAAAGGGAUGCUGGCACAAGCAAGCAUGGCGAUACAUUGGUGAAUCAGCUGCUAAUUGAAAUGGAUGGAUUAGAGGGCAGGGGAGCAGUAUACGUCCUUGGUGCAACCAAUAGAAUAGAUAUUUUAGACAGAGCACUCCUCAGGCCAGGCAGAUUUGACAAUAUAAUUGAAGUAUUGCCGCCAUCGCCUACUGAGCUCAUAGAAAUACUUGGAAAGAAGCUUUCUAAGCUAGCAGUUGAUAGUACUAUUAACCUCGAAUCCCUCUAUCUAGAGGGCCUUACUGGAGCAGAGGUAGACCUUCUUAUAAGAGAGGCAGGUAACAUAUGUCUCCAGGAAACCCCCUUAGACCAAGAUCCAAUUAUUGGACAGCAGCACUUAGAAUACGCACUGGGAAAGAUUCGAGACAAACAGUACUCUAUUCAAAAAUAA